CUUAUAGAACAGAACUUACUCCGAGUAUACUUAACAAUAUAUUGACAGAUAUUUGUGAAUAUUUUAAUAUAGUCACAAAUCAAAAUUCAUCAUAUGCGCGUUUGGUUUUCAUUGAAAAAUACUUUAGUUGAUAUAUUUUUAUUUAUUUUAAUCAUAUUAUAUUUUUACACUACCACUCCCGAUCAACUUGCAUCCUGGAUUCGUCACUGAUUGAUCUUAUCGUGAACACCCAACACAAAAGCGGCAGCAGCCGGCCGGCGACGGCAAGUUUGUCCACCCAUGAGCUCACCGGAGACGACGACGGAUCAGAGCGGCAGCAACAAGCAGCAGCGGCGGCGGCGGCGCCACCACUUCAUCCUGGUGCACGGCGUCUGCCACGGCGCGUGGUGCUGGUACAGGGUGACCACCGCGCUCUCCUCCGCCGGCCACCGCGUCACCGCGCUCGACAUGGCCGCCUGCGGCGCGCGCCCGGGCCGCGCCGACGAGGUGCCGUCCUUCGAGCGGUACACCGCGCCGCUGCUCGACGCGGUAGCCGAUCAGGACGGUGAGGAGAAGGCGGUCGUCGUCGCGCACAGCUUCGGCGGGCAGAGCCUCGCGCUGGCCAUGGAGAGGCACCCGGAGAAGAUCGCCGUCGCCGUGUUCGUCACCGCCACCAUGCCCGCCGCCGGCAAGUCCAUGUCGUUCGCAUUUAAGCAGCUAUCGCAAGGGAAGGAUGCAGAUUUCUUCAUGGAUUGCACGAUCCGAACCAUCGGUGAUCCCCAGAAUCCUGACAAGACGUUUCUGUUCGGACCAGAGUACUUGGCACGGCGAGUGUAUCAGCUCAGCCCACCCGAGGACCUGGCCCUGGCAAUGUCGACGGUGAGGCCGUCACGACGGUUCCUGAACGAUGCCACGAUGAACGGGGAUGUCCUGACGGAGGGCAGGUACGGCACGGUGAGGCGAGUGUACGUCGUGGCAGAGGAGGACGAGUGGAAGCCGGCGGAGAUCCAGCGGCUGAUGGUGUCGUGGAACCCUGGCACGGAGGUGAGGGCGUUGCAGGGAGCUGAUCAUAUGCCCAUGUUCUCAAAGGCGAGGGAGCUCUCAGAAUUACUCAUGGAGAUUGCCAACAAAUAUAGUUGAGAUUUUCAGAAGCAUGUUCUUCAGAUAAAACGUUACUGGAACAUAUAUAUAUUUCUGAAAAAUGGAUAUAGAUAACAAUGCCUUAGACUCUACAAAAGAAAUGCAAAAUCAUAGUGAUAAAUAAUUGGCUAACGUUGUUAACAGUUUGGGGUUGGACGUUCGGUGUUUUGAAAGAUUGAUCAAGAUGUUUGGAUAUGAACAGUAAACCAGAACCAGUAAUCGCAAAUUCAGUUCAAAAUUUCGGACCCCACCGGCAAAUCAAUAUAUUGACCGAAAUAUUCAUGUUUUCUCAAAUUUUUGUUGGAGUUGGUCAAAGUUUAUUCAAAUUCAGUAAAAAACUAUCAAAAUUUCAGAAAAUUUCUUUCCAAAAAGUGCUGAAAAAUCCUGAAAUCACCGAAGUUUCCACCGAAAUCACCGAAGUUUCUACCGAAAUCACCAAAGUUUCCACCGAGAUCGAAAGUGUAAACCCUGACCGGAACAUUGAACAGAAACACCGGAUCAUUCCCAGUUUGAACAGUAACAGUGCAUUUCAGAUAAAACGUCAUGGAAAUGCAUCCAUCCAUCUAUCUAUCUAUCUAUCUAUCUAUCUAUCUAUCUUCUAUUAUAUACUAAAAGUCUAUUAAACUUCCUACAAACGUUCUCAAGCCACUACAUGGACAUCCUUCAAACACUCUCAAUCCGCCACGGGCGUUUUAGUAAAUUAAAAAAUAUCAAAAAUUUCUAAAAACAUACCACCAUUGAUUUUCACUUAAAUCCGUGGGUCUAUUAUUUAUGUCAUUAGAUCUAUUAUAGAUAACACAAAACUAAUUAAAUAUAUCAAAAGGAAACA
Molecule: messenger RNA, 1948 nt
Organism: Oryza sativa Japonica Group (Japanese rice)
Lineage: Eukaryota; Viridiplantae; Streptophyta; Magnoliopsida; Poales; Poaceae
Product: probable esterase PIR7A
Biological process (GO): salicylic acid metabolic process; jasmonic acid metabolic process
Molecular function (GO): methyl indole-3-acetate esterase activity; methyl salicylate esterase activity; methyl jasmonate esterase activity
Source: RefSeq, a predicted model, not a curated record